GUGUCCCGAUGCGUCCCUCCUCUCUGAGCAUUGAGGUGAAGUCAAUCGAACGGCUUUAGUGCUGCGCUUUUCCAUAUCUGUGUGAGGGAGGACGCACAGCUCGCUCUACAGCAUCUAACAGCAUCUUAACGGAUCUCUCAGAGUCCCCCUGAGUCUUGGGGUCAGAGGUCAAAGCACCAUGGGAACCAGGAGGGUGCUAGUAACCGGCUGCUCCUCUGGCAUUGGCUUGGCUGUAGCUGCACGGCUGGCCAAGGAUGAGCUAAGACGAUUUAAAGUGGUUGCCACAAUGAGGGACCUCAGUAAACGAGGACCCUUGGAAAAAGCGGCAGGUGACUCCCUAAACAAAACGCUGGAAAUCAAACAGUUAGAUGCCUGUUGUGAAGCCUCCAUCAGAGAGUGUGUCGACAGCCUGCCGGACAGACGGGUGGAUGUUCUUGUGAACAAUGCUGGUGUUGGCAUGAUUGGACCUCUGGAGUGCCAAAGUAUCUCUGCCAUGAAGGAUCUCUUUGACACAAACUUCUUUGGCCUGGUACGGCUGGUGAAGGAGUUGCUGCCGGACAUGAAGCGCAGGCAGAGCGGCCAUAUUGUGGUGAUGAGCAGCGUUAUGGGAAUUCAGGGGCUUCUGUUCAAUGACAUCUACUCUGCCUCCAAAUUUGCUGUGGAAGGAUUUUGUGAAAGUGUGGCAGUACAAGCGCUGAAGUUUAACAUCAAGACAACUCUUGUGGAACCUGGCCCUGUGGUGACGGAGUUUGAGAGGAAAGUGUACGACGAUGCCGAAAUGAUGGAUCUAUCAGGCACAGAUGAGGAGACUGCAAAAAUGUUCCGUGAAGUUUACCUGCCGUACUCUAAAAAGAUCUUUGCCUCUGGGCAAACACCUGAGGAAGUGGCUGAGCAAACCCUUAAGGUGAUAACAGCCAAGGAGCCUCCUUUGCGUCACCAGACUAACCGUCUCUACAUGCCCCUGACCGCUCUGAAGCAUGCAGACCCGACUGGUCGGCUGUCUCUGGACACCUUCUACAAGAUGACCUUUAAUCAUGACAGAGUGUUCAAUGUUUCCCUCGGGCUGCUGCGCAUGCUGCAGAGGAGAGCAAAAAAGUGAUGAGGAUUUCACUGUCAAGUUUCACAGACAGUAAAUGUUGUUUUUUAGGGAGAUAGUGAUUUAACUGUAGCUACAGCUAUUGUCACACAUUCUAGGUAUAAUGUUGGCACAGGCUGAAGGAUGUGGUCUGCAAAAUACAGGGAAUCCAAAAAUAGAGUUGAUUCCUUAUCGUAUGUAAAUAUGCACAUACUAUUUAUGAACUACCUUUGCAACCACCUUAACUUUUUGUUUUUACUUUCUUAUGUAUUGUACAGGUUGUAAAAGGCACUCUUCCAUUUUCUGUUCUUAUAAACUAACAGCAGUGAAUGUUUAAACCCAGAACUUUCUGGAAACGAGAACAAGGCAUUAACAGUAUCAAAAAAUAUAUUCAUUAUGGGACUGCAUUUUUUUGGCCUCCAACAAUUGGAAUAUUAUUAUUGCAUUAGUAAAGUAAACAAUAAUAGUACCACACUGUGUGUGAUUUAAAGUAUUGACAGAAAGGCUCCCAGACAUACAUUUAAUGUGACUAUAUAGGAAUUGAGUGAACAACGCUAAUGGGUUCUCUUUUAUGAAAUUUACUUUUUUUUGUAAAUGAAACUAUGAUUAUGAAUUAUGUUGAAACACUGAAUGUAGGGAUGUACUCAGACCCUUUCUUGCCCAAUAAAAUAAAUAUACAAGGCUCAA
Molecule: messenger RNA, 1762 nt
Organism: Labrus bergylta (ballan wrasse)
Lineage: Eukaryota; Metazoa; Chordata; Actinopteri; Labriformes; Labridae
Product: retinol dehydrogenase 8
Biological process (GO): estrogen biosynthetic process
Cellular component (GO): cytoplasm; cytosol
Molecular function (GO): estradiol 17-beta-dehydrogenase [NAD(P)+] activity
Source: RefSeq, a predicted model, not a curated record